UGCCGGCGGUUUCGCCCUGGUCACGUGACGGGGGAGGGGGUUUGAUUGACGUUCCGGACGGUGGGCCAUGGAGGAGUACGCUCGGGAGCCUUGCCCGUGGCGCAUCGUGGACGACUGCGGCGGAGCCUUCACAAUGGGCGUCAUCGGCGGAGGCGUAUUCCAGGCGAUUAAGGGCUUUCGCAAUGCCCCAGUCGGAUUCCGGCACCGGUUCCGGGGAAGCGUCAGUGCCGUGAGGAGCCGGGCCCCGCAGAUCGGAGGAAGCUUUGCCGUGUGGGGUGGCCUGUUCUCCACCAUCGACUGUGGACUGGUGAGGUUGCGGGGUAAGGAGGAUCCCUGGAACUCCAUCACCAGCGGAGCGCUCACCGGUGCGGUGCUGGCUUCCCGCAGUGGGCCGCUGGCCAUGGUGGGUUCUGCCAUGAUGGGCGGCAUCUUGCUGGCGCUGAUCGAGGGCGUCGGCAUCCUUCUCACCCGCUACACGGCUCAGCAGUUCCAGAACCCCACCCCCUUUGUGGAGGACCCCAGCCAGUUGCCCCCCAAGGAGGGCCCUACUCCAACCAGUUACCAGGGCUACGGACAGUACCAGUGAAGCGGCCCGGGGAGAGGGAGAAGCGGUGGGCCACGCCUCCCCCCCAAAGCGGAGUGGGUUUGAACCUUCGCACUUGCUACCUCUCCGGUGGGCGGGAGAGAGCAAAUCAGUGUUGUUCCGAGGUUUCGGGGGAGGGCGGUUGGGGAUUCCGGGACCGGGGGAAAAGGCAGCGGGGGAUUUCAUCUCAGGGAGCUCUACCUACCUCAGGCUCUGCUCCAGCUGUUGGAGGAAGUAGCCCCGGGGCAGGUACCCACCCCCGAUACGCCGCUUCCUCCAGUUGGGGGGCUACAGGACUAGGAAAGGGGGUGAGCUUUCUUGCUUCUGCUUCACCUUCUGCCCGUGUUAGGGAAGCCGGGUUCAGUGAGACCAGUCGGUUUCCUUCUGCCACUUCCUUUAAACUGGAGCCAUUCCUCCAAAGCGGGAGCCUCCCCCCCCACCCCCCAAUUUUCUCCAGCACCUGAGAGGUAGGAUCCCAUCCUCCCUCAGGCAUCCCCCCCACCUCCACAAACCAGUUCCCUGCCCUUUCCCUUUUUCAAGCUCUGUAUUUAAAAUCAUUGUGGAACAGAACAUCUCUCUUUCGGUCGCCCCUUCUUCGUGGACCGCUCCCUCCACGUCCAGCAGAGCGUCAAGUCCUUACUGUGGACUUUCCCUUCGCCGGAGAGGAGAUCAGCAGUCAACGCAGAGACACUGGAGAUGGGGGG
Molecule: messenger RNA, 1287 nt
Organism: Tachyglossus aculeatus (Australian echidna)
Lineage: Eukaryota; Metazoa; Chordata; Mammalia; Monotremata; Tachyglossidae
Gene: TIMM17B
Product: translocase of inner mitochondrial membrane 17B
Exons: 6
Coding region: 68-586 (172 amino acids)
Biological process (GO): protein import into mitochondrial matrix
Cellular component (GO): TIM23 mitochondrial import inner membrane translocase complex; mitochondrial inner membrane
Molecular function (GO): transmembrane protein transporter activity
Source: RefSeq, a predicted model, not a curated record